Messenger RNA from Homarus americanus (American lobster), 693 nucleotides. Its product is annotated as kelch-like protein diablo. Lineage: Eukaryota; Metazoa; Arthropoda; Malacostraca; Decapoda; Nephropidae. The record is from RefSeq and is a predicted model, not a curated record. Gene Ontology annotation, molecular function: protein binding. The transcript has 5 exons. The annotation marks the transcript as partial.
AUGGCGGCGGCACGUGUGGAGCUCUCUGAUAACGGAGAGGAUGGAGUAAUGGGUAUAGUAGAACAUCGAGGUCUCAUUUACAUUAUGGGUGGAUAUACGGACACUCACAACGCCCCCCUGCGUGAUCUUCUCUCAUACAAUCCUGUGACUGAGGAGUGGAAGAAUCUAGCACCAAUGCUAGGUGAACCAUGUGACACGAUAAGUGUUGCAGUUUUGAAUAACUUUCUGUACGUAGUAGGUGGUACUGAGUUUGAGGAAAUGGAAAGAUAUUCUUUUGAACAGGCGGUGACAUUAGAAAUGAUGAUGGACAGGAUGGGAAUAGUAGAACAUCGAGGUCUUAUUUACAUUAUUGGUGGAUAUACGUACACUUACAAUCCCCUGCAUGAUCUUCUCUCAUACAAUCCUGUGACUGGGGAGUGGAAGAAUCUAGCACCAAUGCUAGGUCCACCAUCUAAGACGAUAGGCGUUGCAGUUUUAGAUAACUUUUUUGGAUAUAUGGACUUUUACAACCCCAUGCAUGAUCUUCUCUCAUACAAUCCUGUAACUGGGGAGUGGAGAGCACUAGCAGGACGUGCUCCACCUCGCUACAACUACAUGGGUGUUGCAGUUUUGAAUAACUUUUUGUAUUUAGUGGGUGGCCUUCUUUUUAAUGAAGAAGCGGAAAAAUCACUAGAAAGAUAUUCUUUUGAACAG